Molecule: messenger RNA, 1279 nt
Organism: Saccostrea cuccullata (small rock oyster)
Lineage: Eukaryota; Metazoa; Mollusca; Bivalvia; Ostreida; Ostreidae
Exons: 4
Coding region: 12-1232 (406 amino acids)
Source: RefSeq, a predicted model, not a curated record
AGUCGUGCAAAAUGGAAGUUCAGCAUGACACGCUUCGUAGAGGUCUGAAAAAUGUGAGGGAUAACUUUCUGAAAUUUGGUUUCUUAAAUAUUGAUUGGUGCAAUGCAACUCAAAGCAAAGAUUUUUCGGAUGCUGAUGUGAAUUACAGGGUUAUGAGAGAAUACGUCGAUAAAUGGCCAAGGGUACUCUGUUUUCACUUUACAGAUUUGUUCAAUGAUGGAAUUAAGAUGUUAUGUGAUUUACAAAAUGACUAUGGAAAGUUUGAAAAACUGCAAUUACACGAAAAGAAGGCAGUCCAGCGCCUGUAUGAUUUCUUUACAGAUUUAGGUUCUCAUGAGGAGAAUCUUAAAAAAGUGCUUGGAAAAAGCCCAGUUACAGAGACAGACAUAUCAGUAGCAUUGGCUGAACAUCUCUUAGGAAAGCUUUCAUCAGACUGUACAUAUGUCAUUGAUCACAAAUUAGCAAAAGGAAAAGGAACAUGCAAAUGUGGAUGUGAAAAACUGCCACAUUUCGGAAAUACAGGCAUUGGUCAUGAAGCUGUAUGGCAUGGACAUAUUGAUGUUGUCUUCUCAUCUCAUCUUGACCAACCUCCCUCAGACAUAGCUAUAAAAACUAUUGGUAAAUGUGAACCAGAGGUGCCUGCAAAGGAAGAAGAUGAAGAAGAAACCUGUUGCUCACCUCCUGAAAAAAAGAGAAAAAGAGAAGGUAAUUUGGAAGAAACCAAAGAAUCUACUGGUGGGAAAUCUAUUGCUGAUGUGAAACAUUCACCAUUAGAUGGUGCAAGAAAACAGACAAUUGCACAAACAAUUGUCUUUUCCCUACUUCAAAAGCAGAACCAUCCUGAUUUGAAAAAUCUCCUUGUUCCAAAUAUUUUGAUUUCUCCAGAAGAGAUGCAGAUAAUAAUGUAUGAUGCAAAAAAUGAUGUGCUACUCUGUAGUAACGUGAUUAAACUAUUUAUCUGUAAUGAAUUUUGCCUGGGGGCGGUCAUCAUAUUGUGGAUGGUACUUCAUUAUGGGAUGUUCCUCAAUGGGCUUCUUAUUGACAAGCUUCCAAUGCUUGAUGAGUACAAAUCUCAUUUUAAAGAACUCACACAGGCAAAAUGGAACAUAUAUUCAAACUUAUUGAAAGGUUGUGUUUCUAACUUUCCAGUGAUUGAAUAUGAAGGACUUGACUUUAAUGUGGAUUUUUUUUUCUGUGCUAAAAAUGUACUUGAUAAUGAAGAACAAGUUUAAACCAAAGGUUCAACAAGCUUUUAUGAUUAAAAAUUUUCCUGACUUCU